Molecule: messenger RNA, 3696 nt
Organism: Leptopilina boulardi
Lineage: Eukaryota; Metazoa; Arthropoda; Insecta; Hymenoptera; Figitidae
Exons: 3
Coding region: 549-3659 (1036 amino acids)
Source: RefSeq, a predicted model, not a curated record
UCUCCUAAUAGUUGGUCGAUGAAAGCUUCACUUCUUACUACGGACCUGAAAAAGACCCCCCUAUUAUAAAACUGGAGAAUUUAUAACGACACUUUUGUUCUUCAUAUAUAGAGUUACGCCCUUUUAAAUUUUUCAAUCGAUGGUCACAAUUUUUGGGUUUGAAGAUAUAUUUUCCUAGAAAUUUUCUUUUUACAAUUCUCUUCAGAGCCAUGUGGUCAGGGUUGGUUGUAUAGUCUAUGAGGGUACCCUUGAAAGUAACCAUCUCAUGGGUAAGAAUGUUUAGAAGCAGCAGGAUCAGUUUCAUGGUAGAUCUCGAGAGAUUAAGAUCGGUCCUCGAGACGUCGUCGUAGCAGCUUUCAAAAGCAUUUCAAAAUAUUUUUAAAGAAUUUUGUGAUUUCUUUCUUUUUUUUAAAAAAAUAAAAAUUAGUGAAAAUGUGUUUUACAAAUUUUAAUUUUUUUUAAAAAAACAAAAUCAUUUGUUUUACAAUAGCCAAAAAGUGUUAAUUAUUGUGAUACUGGUUUAAUUGUUGAUUCUUAAUGUUGAGACUAUGGUUCUGUACGACGAGAAUGGUGCACGUUUCGCUGAAACACCUUUAAAUACAAACGAAUCGAAACACAUACAAUAUAAUAACGAAAGAAAAGAUAACUUUGGUUCUCCGGCAUUAGCAUCUGAGGCUAUCGUGGGAUCGCACAGUGCAGUUGUCUCAUCUCCUAAUCUUAAUUCGUUAAGUAACCAAGUUUCAAGAUCGCAUUUAAGAGGACUUACGGACAAAGGGAUUAUGGGCUACGAGAACAAUUUCCAGACAUCUGAAAAUCAAACUUCACUAUCUUUUAGUGACAAUUGUCUAAAUUACUCUCAGGAAAUAAGUCAACAUCCCAAGGAAAAUAUUACCACAUUUGAUUUGAAAGAACAAAUGCAGAAGUUGAACAAUUCUUCUUAUCAAGAAAAUGAAAUAUUUAUGGAUAUGUACCAGGAGCCGGUUCAACAAAAAGAACAACAAGAUUCACUUUCAUUUGAAAAUGAUUUCUUGUUGCCACCUACUUCAUACAGUGAUGAAAACAAAAAUAUAGAUAAUCUUAAUUAUCAGCCACUGAAUUACAGUAUUAAUUCUUUUGUAAAUACAUCGAAUUCCUGCAAUGAAAGAAGUACCAAUGUAGAAACAUCUCAAGCCAAUUUAUUUAAAUCUUCAACGUCAUCCAGUGACAGGAAUCUUCAACAAAAUUCAACGCCAAAUGAACAAGGGGAUUUACAAAUAUUACUGGAUUUAUUGGAAGCUCCACCUAAAAAGCGUCGAGGAAGACCUCUUGGUUCAAAGAAUUCUGAUAAGAAAAAGCAACCUUUCAACAAUGAGAAAAAGGCUCCCAAGAGGAAAAAUAAUACUUCUAACCCAAAACCAACAUUAAAUAGUAAACAUCCUCGAGUUGAUCUACCAUCGCAACAUCAAACCUUAUCACCAUAUUCACAAAUUAGACCUGAGAAUUUUUCACAAACAAAGGGAUAUUCUGUCCUAUCUCAACAAAAUGAAUUUACUCAACAAUCCACUGGAUUUAUUCCUCCUCUUAAUUCUUCCCAACAAUCUUCUCAAUUUAUUCAACAACCAUCUAGUUCCAAAUCUUCUGGUUCAUCUCUAGUUUCUCAAUCCCCUGGUUUUUCUCAACUUCUUCCUAGUUCACACGAAUUUUCCAAUACGCAAAUUUCUAAUUUUUCUCAACAACAACAUUCUUAUCCAGAUUAUUCUCAACAAUUACCAAAGUUUUCUCAACUUUCUGCAUCUUUAAAAAGUCCCCCACAAUAUUCCGAACACUUAGGACAACAGUCUGUUAAUAUCAGAUCUCAAUAUGGACCACAACCAAACAAUCCUUAUUUACAAUCGCUACCUGAUUAUUCCGAUCAUAUUUAUAAAUAUUCCCAAUCAUAUACAGAUUAUGUUAAACAUUUACAAUACUAUCAAAAUUAUCCUCAAUUUUACGAUCAAUCUGAAAGUGAACUUCAAAAUUUUCCUCGAUUAAUUGAUGAUUAUAAUCAAACCAAUAAUCAGAUACACUUUCAAAAUCAACGAUUUCCAAUUCAAAAUCAACAAAUACAAAAUCAUGUGCCAUUUCAAAAACAAACAUAUAUUCCAAAUUCAAUGUAUAAUCAAAUUUCACCUCAAAAUCAAAUGCCUCAAUACAAACCACCACAAAACAAACAAUCUUCAUAUGAAUCGAAUCAAUCGGCUGAAAAUCAUCAAUCUUUUCAAAAAUCCAUCAAACAUUAUCAAUUUCCUGGACAAAUUCCAUAUGAAACUAAAGGAAUUUAUGAACAAAUGAAAAGAAUUUCCGAAUAUGAUCAAAGAAUUGGAAAAAAUAUGCAUUUCAUCAAUGGCGAAUCAUAUCCAAUGAAUUAUCCUGCAAAUGAUUCACAAUUUUUUCCCCCUUAUAAUCAGAUGUUAAAUCAACAAUUACCUGAAAGUCAUUCUGAACCUAAAUUUUUUCGUUCUUGGCAUACACCUGAAAAUAUGUCACAAAAUAAUAUCGCUAAAUUCUCAAAAAAUACCAACAAUAAUAGUAAUAGUACAAAAUUCUCGACAACUGACUUUUUAACAUCAAAAAUAGAUCAAUUAAAAAAUAAUUCCUUUUUCCCAACUAACAAUAAUGGAGAAUUUAUGACAACAAAUUUUUUAAAAGAUAAUAAUUUCUCAUCAAUUAAAUCUUCUACUAUUGAUAAUACAACAAAUUAUCCAAAAUUUGUCAGUAACAGUGAAAAUCUUCUACAGGAAAAGAAUUCAAAUUUUUAUGAAGUCGGAGCAAUGCAGUAUACAAAAAACAUUGGUACCCUACCAAUUCAACAGAAUUUUGCAGAUCCACUUAAUUUUUUAGACAAUAAAAUUAUAGAAGAAGAAGAAGAAAAAUUACCACCUUCAAUAAAUAAUUCUUCAAGAAGAACAUCGAAGAAAAACCUCGAGAAACAUAAUCACAAUAAUUGUCAAGAAAAAAUUAUUCCAUCAAAUGAUAAUUGUGUUUUAUCAAUUACAGAUUCAAAGUCAAAAAAUUCUGAAAACAAUUUGGAUACUAGAGAUUGGUUAUUAAAAUCACCGGCGCCACUUGAAAUUGACUGUCCUGAAAAUCAAAAAAGAAAACGAAGAAAGUAUCGAACUGAAUAUAGACCACAUAAAGGAAUUGAACACGCUGUUAGAAGAUACAGAGCCAAAGGUUUUUCAACAAGAUCGCCUUUGCCAAAAAAAAUUGAAUUUAACCCUCUUGCUGAUAAUAAUGACAAUGAAUUUGAUGAUGAUGAUGAAGAUGAUAUUUAUGAUGAUGAUGAUAUUGAAGAAAUUAAAGAAGAAAACAUAGGAAAAAGAAAAGAUGAAGAAAAGAAAGAAGAAAAAGAAGAAAUAAAAAAAGAAGAACUAAAAAAAGAAGAAAGUGAUGAUAAAAAAGAAACCAAUUUUUCUCAAAAUAAUUCUAAUCUUGUUAUUAAAAACACAAAUUCUGAAAACAGUGAGAAAAAUCUCCCUACUGCAUUUGAUAUUAUCUCAGGUCGUUGGACAAAAAAGAAUGGAUUUAAAAAAAGUGAAAUACAUCAUCAAGGUCUUCCUGAUUUACAACAAUUAUAUGAAUUCAAUAAAACAGCUAAUUCCAAACAAUGUAAUUUAGGGAAAAAAAACAAAAGCAAUUGAAUAGUCAAUCACUUAUAUUGUCAUAGAGUAAGAAAAA